AUGGUGAAGUCCAGCAGCAUCGUCCUCCUGGUGGGGCUCCUGGCGCUCUGGGCCGAGCUGCCGUCUGCAUCUGGCCAGAACGUUACCAAGAAAGAGGGCGUGUGCCCAGACACAGUGGUGGAGGCGGCUAACUGCACGGAGAAAUGCCAGGCCGACAGCGACUGCGAGGAGAACCUCAAGUGCUGCCAGACGGGCUGCGGAUGGUCCUGUCAGCUCCCCAAUGUGAAACCCGGAUCGUGCCCAGUGGUGUCAGGCGGAAUCCCCUUACUGGGCCUGUGCAAGAACCAAUGCACAAUGGACUCGCAAUGCGCAGGGACCAUGAAGUGCUGCAUCAAUGGCUGUCGCAAACAGGCGUGUGUCCGGCCAAAUUUUUAAAGAUGCCUCCUAGAACUGCCCAUCACCAGGCCAAGGGGGAGUGGCGCU
This is a messenger RNA of Terrapene triunguis (Three-toed box turtle), 423 nucleotides long. Its product is annotated as waprin-Phi1. NCBI's taxonomy places the organism in Eukaryota, Metazoa, Chordata, Testudines, Emydidae. Gene Ontology annotation, biological process: antibacterial humoral response; innate immune response. The record is from RefSeq and is a predicted model, not a curated record. The coding region runs from base 1 to 375 and encodes 124 amino acids. The transcript is spliced from 4 exons. Gene Ontology annotation, molecular function: peptidase inhibitor activity. Gene Ontology annotation, cellular component: extracellular region.